This is a messenger RNA of Cornus florida, 3070 nucleotides long. Its product is annotated as receptor protein kinase TMK1-like. Bases 1 to 2775 code for a protein of 924 amino acids. The record is from RefSeq and is a predicted model, not a curated record. Gene Ontology annotation, biological process: protein phosphorylation. Lineage: Eukaryota; Viridiplantae; Streptophyta; Magnoliopsida; Cornales; Cornaceae. Gene Ontology annotation, molecular function: ATP binding; protein binding; protein kinase activity. The transcript has 2 exons.
AUGAAGAAACUUCAUCUGGGUUCUGGGAUUUUUACCCUUUUCUUUCUUUGCUUAUUCUCAAUUUGCGUCACCGUUCACUCUCAGUCCAGUUCAACCGAUGCAUCAGUAAUGCACGAUCUCAAGGACAACCUCAAUCCGCCGAGUUCACUCGGCUGGCUUGACUCGGACCCCUGUAAUUGGAAAUACAUUCAGUGCUCCAAAGACAAACGGGUCACUCGGAUCCAAAUUAAAGGUCAGGGGCUCAAAGGGUCCCUCCCUCCGAAUCUCAACAAACUCACCGCUUUGCAGGUUUUCGAGGUUCCAGGUAACGAGCUCACCGGGUCACUCCCAAGUUUUUCCGGGUUGAGUUCACUCCAAAAUCUCUUCCUCGAUGACAACAGUUUCUCAUCAAUUCCCUCUGAUUUCUUCGCUGGAAUGUCGUCGCUGCAAGCGCUGAACCUUGACAACAACCCCUUAUCGGCAUGGUCGAUACCGGACAGUCUCCAAAACGCUUCAGCCCUUCAAACUUUAUCGGCGAAUUCCGCUAACGUUUCCGGGAAAAUCCCAGAUUUCUUUGGCGGUGACACUUUCCCAGGCUUGCAGAGUUUACAUCUAUCUUUUAACAACCUGGAGGGCGAAUUGCCGGCGAGCUUUUCGGGCUCGCCCAUUCAGUCCUUGUGGUUGAACGGGCAGAUGAGUAGUUCUAAGCUCAAUGGCACGAUUGAUGUGUUACAGAACAUGACUGAAUUAAACGUGGUCUGGUUACAGUCAAAUUCAUUUUCCGGUCCCUUACCGGACUUUUCUGGGUUAAAAGGAUUGCAGACCUUGGGAUUGAGGGACAAUAGGUUGACGGGUCCGAUACCAGAGUCUUUAUUGGAUCUUCCAUCACUUCAGACGGUGAAUUUGACGAAUAAUUUGUUACAGGGACCUAAACCAAAAUUUAAGUCUUCUGUUGUCGUUGAUAUGAUUGAUGGGACUAAUAGUUUUUGCUUAUCCGAUGGUGGUGUUCCUUGUGAUCAACGGGUGAAUACGUUGCUUUCCAUUGCAAAAUCUGUCGGUUACCCGAAGUUUUUUGCAGAGAACUGGAAAGGGAAUGAUCCUUGCACAAAUUGGUUGGGGCUCACUUGUGCAAACGGGAACAUCACAGUUGUUAAUUUUCCGAAAAUGGCUCUUUCGGGUACCAUUUCUCCAAUUUUUUCUUCCAUUAAGUCAUUGCAAAGAUUGAUUCUUUCUAACAAUAAUCUCACGGGUACUAUUCCUAAUGAGCUUACCUCGUUGCCUAACCUUAAGUUAUUAGAUGUUUCAAACAAUGGGCUUCAUGGUAAAAUUCCAUUAUUUAUGAGUAAUGUGAUUGUAAAAACUGAUGGAAACCCCGAUAUCGGAAAGGAUAUUCCGUCACCCAGAAGUAAAAGUAAUAGAACAGAUACUUCUGGAAAUGGUGGAAAUGGUGGCAAGAAAUCUUCAACUGGAGUGGUUGUGGGUUCUGUAAUUGGUGUUGCUGCUUUGGUUUUCUUAAUCUGGAUGGGAGUUUUCUGUGUUAAGGGAAGUAAACAAAAGCGUUUUGAUAUAACAGAGAGUCAAGAUGCGAUAGUGUUUCAUCCUCACCAUUCAGGUUAUGACCAAGAUGCUGUUAAGCUCACCAUUGCUGAUUCGAGUGCUACUGACGGGUCCAGAAAUAUGGUAAUUCCCAUCCAAGAUUUGAAAAAAGCAACUAACAAUUUUAGUGAGAAGAAUAUAUUGGGUAGAGGAGGAUUUGGGACUGUUUACAAAGGUGUGUUGGAUGGGACUACGAUUGCUGUAAAGAGGAUGGAGUCCGGAGUGUUUGUGGGCGACAAGUGUUUGAGUGAGUUCAUGUCUGAGGUUAAUGUUCUUUCUGAGGUUCGACAUAGAAACUUGGUUGGGCUUCUUGGAUAUUGCUUGGCUGGAGAUGAGAGGCUUCUUGUUUAUGAAUACAUGCCUCAAGGGCCUCUCAGUAGGCACUUGUUUAACUGGAAGGAGGAAGGGUUGGCACCCCUUGAAUGGACAAAAAGGCUGGCUGUUGCCUUGGAUGUGGCUAGAGGUGUUGAAUACCUGCAUGGUUUAGCCCAACAAAGUUUUAUUCAUAGGGAUCUUAAACCGGCCAACAUUCUCCUUGGCAAUGAUAUGCGUGCUAAAGUUGCAGAUUUCGGACUUGUGCGUCUUGCUCCAGUAGGGGACGUUUCGAUUGUUACAAAACUUGCCGGAACUUUUGGCUAUAUGGCACCUGAAUAUACAAAAAUGGGACGAGUGACUACCAAGCUUGAUGUGUUCAGCUUUGGGGUGAUUCUUUUUGAGUUGAUUUCAGGAAGAAAAGCAGUUGAUGCAAAACAGGAGGAGGAUAGUGUCCAUGUUGUCACAUGGUUCCACAGAAUGUACAGAAACAAGGACAAAGAGACGGACGCAAUCGAGAAGGCGAUCGACCCAGCAAUUGAGAUUGACAAGGAAAUCAUUGACAGUAUCAAAACCGUUGCUGAGCUUGCUAGCCACUGCUGUGCCGAGGAUCCCAGUCAGAGGCCCAACAUGAAUCAUGUGGUCAAUGUGCUUUCAUCUCUAGCGGAGAUCUGGAAACCAGCAGAUUAUGAGGAUAGGUACGGAGUUGACCUCGAGGAGACCAUACCAGACUUACAGCAGGUACUCAAGAAGUGGCAGGAUCAGGGAUUCAGUGGCAUGGAUAGUUCUUUUUCAACAUACCGGGGCACCACUAAUAAUACCCAAACUAGCAGAGCUACUGGACGAGCUGGCAUGCCAGAUUCCGUAUCAUCAUCAAAUGCACGGUGAGAUUAGUAACCAUAUUAGGCGCUGGGGGAUCGCGUUCUUAUUAAUUGCUCUCAAGAGAUUUGGUUUGCUCAUUCUUUCUGCUUCUUCCAUGCUUUCCUCCUUUUUUGUUCUUGCAAGGAUUGUUCAUUUUUCCAUUCUUUUUCUAUAUAUAUAUAUAUAUAUAUAUAUAUAUAUAUAUAUAUAUGUAUAUGUAUUUUUUUUUCCUUAGUAGUUUGAACUGUAAUGUACUUCCCUGAUUCUUUUAGAAGUUUCUGGAAAGCACUCUGCAUAGCUGUUGGACCUAGCUUCUGUUAAA